This is a messenger RNA of Eupeodes corollae, 6618 nucleotides long. RefSeq lists its product as uncharacterized. Bases 268 to 6204 code for a protein of 1978 amino acids. The transcript has 13 exons. The record is from RefSeq and is a predicted model, not a curated record. Gene Ontology annotation, biological process: termination of RNA polymerase II transcription. Gene Ontology annotation, cellular component: mRNA cleavage factor complex; cytoplasm. Gene Ontology annotation, molecular function: RNA polymerase II complex binding; mRNA binding. Lineage: Eukaryota; Metazoa; Arthropoda; Insecta; Diptera; Syrphidae.
AUACUGAAUCCACACAGAAGAAAAAAUUCAGUGAGGAAGCACGCAUUUUCUUUGUUACGUGGAUUUUUUUCUCAAUUCCAUAUCAAAUUAAUUCAAUACAAAAAGUUUAAAUAUUAGUGAAAAUAAAAUUAUGGAUUAAUUCUUAAAAAAACAUUGAAAUCUGUGCUCGAUGCUUAAAAGGCAAUGAACACGCAAAAUCAAUCAGGAAACCAUUAAAACUUACAUAUAAAAUAGACGAUUUGAUCUAAAAAAAAAGAAAUCAACAAAAUGGACAACGAAAUCAAGGAGCAGAAGGAGCAAAAAGUUGCAGAGGAAUAUCUAUCCAGCUUAGCAGAUCUAAACAUGAACAGUAAGCCUCUGAUAAAUAUGCUAACAAUACUGGCAGAGGAGAACAUUGAACAUGCGGCCGUUAUUGUGAAAGUGGUUGAACAACAUAUUGCUAAGGUACAUCCAGAUAUAAAGCUUCCUAUUCUCUACUUAAUUGAUUCAAUUGUUAAAAAUGUGAAAAAUACAUACAUUCCACUAUUUAGUCAAUGUAUUGUUAACAUUUUUUGUGGAGUAUUUGAGCAGGUAAGCGAAAAAAUCCGCGAAAGAAUGUACACUCUCCGACAGACAUGGAAUGAAGUAUUCACUGCACAAAAAUUAUACACACUUGACGUCAAGGUUAACUGUAUGGACAGGAACUGGCCAAUAACAGCAAAAGUUAUAAAAUCACCAUCAAUUCACGUGAAUCCAAAUUUUCUAAAAAAGAAUGAAAUGGAAGCAACACUUCGAGUGAAAACACGUGAACUUUUAGAGCUGGAAAAAAGGAAACUAGAAUUGGAGUUAGAAGCUACAAAGAAAUUAUUGCAGGAACAAGAAAAGCAGCUUUGUAAGCAGACAGAGAGUGUGAAAAUAUCACCGGAACAUCCCCCACAAGCUCGUCAACCUCCGGUCGGGGCGAUGCAAAAACCAAACUACAUUGGAAUAAAUACUUAUCAAAAAUUUCGCAAUAAUGGACCAAGACAACCACCUCCAAAUAUGAUGAAUAUGCAACAGAUUUAUCCACCCGGAGUACCUCCGCCGCAGCUUAUUCCCCAACAAAAACCAAAAGUUCAUCCUGUGAACCCAAUCAUGAUGAAUACAAUCCGCCAUCGUGAUCCACGUCUUGCUCGACAACAACAACAACAGCAGCAGCCAUCCCCGCAAGAAAAAGAAGUUAGAUCAAAACAAAAUAAUGUCAACUUUCCACAAACCCAAACAGCAGAUCAACAACCCUCUUCUAAUCAAGUUAUGACCAGCGGUAAUCAAGGUUCUAGUUCAUAUAGAAAUUCUAAGUCAUUUGAUUCUCGUUCCACAAAACGUCGUGAUAUUGAUCGACCAAAUCAUGAUCGUUCGCCAAGGGAAAGAUCUGUGAGAGAUCGUUCAUCAAAAUCUCGAAGCGAAGAAGAACAUUCUGACGGUGGAAGCGGAGGAAGAUCCAAAUCUUCAACUACAUCAACGAGUCGUAAUAAAAUAGGUGGCAGUCGGUCACGUAGUGAAAGUAAAUCACCAACACGUGUUAGAUCAUCAUCGACAAGAUCAUCCAAUCGAAGUGGAAGCAGCUCCCGUGAUAAAGAACGACGUGGUACAAGUAAUAAGAGCAGUUCUUUCGAUCGAAGAAAGAAUAGCAGCAGAGUCAACGAUUCAAAAUAUUUGCCUGCAUGUCCGAAAAUAGAUGAAGGAUCAGAACCCCAAAAUGUUUCAACUAACAAAAAGAACAACUCUCCUCCUCCCACAUCUUCACCGGCUAAAUUCAAAGAUCCCAAAUCGAAAUCAACUACUUCAGUAAAAACCUUAAAAACGUACGCAGGACGCAAGCAUAAACCACGUACUCCAUCACCAAAUGCCACGAAAGAUGUUGACUUGAGAAUUAUCCAUCCAGAUAAAAGGGCCAGGCUUACUUCACUUAAAAGUGAUACACCAGCAGAAGAAGAAAAGGUCAUUAUGCCUCCUCCGCCGCCUUCAUUGGAAUCGAUACCAACAAAACUUCAAACAGAGGAAAAGACUGUAAUACCAGAGGUGAUCGCUUCGAAUAUUGAUCAAGUGUCAACAGAAAUUGAUCCACUAAUUACCAACGUUACUGCUAAAACUUUAGAUCAAAAAAUAGCAACGUGCAGCACCAGUACUAAUGCCAACAUCAUCAACAACACCAAAAUGGAUGUCGAAAACAAUGAAGUGAAGGAAGAACUUAAAGCAAACGUCACCGAUGCUGUUACUAAACUUGAAGACGAUCGUAAAGAAGAAGUUAUAUUGAACGGUAAACCAAUUGGCGAAAAUAAACGUCCUUCAACUGAUGACGCCGCCGCGGAACCUGAUGCAAAACGUACCAAGUCUGGCAAAAUGGACGGCUUAUUUGGAACUGAAGAUGUUGACCUAAGAACAGUUAUACCCACUGUGAUUCUGAAUCCAAAUACUACCGGAAUAAUGACCCCUCCGCCUCCACCUGUUAUUUCAAAUGAAAAAGAAAAUUGGGCUAAAGUAAAGGGAUCACCUGCAAUCAAGAUUACGCCGAAUAAAUCGAGUCUAGAUGAUGUUCGAGCCAAGUUAGCAAAAGCAGCUAGAUUCAGUAAUAAAAUGGAAAAAUCUCAUAGAGAACUCUCUCAAAGGUUUAAAAUACACGAGCUUCAAGAUGAAACAACUUCUCAAGAAUGUAACGACACUAAAAUCCGUACAAUCAUAAGUCAAGCCCAGGAGUUACUUGAAACAAGAAACAUCAACCAGGAACAAUAUCAUAAUUUAGUUAAAACUGUUAUGCAAAUUAAUGAAACUAAUAAACUUAAUGCUGCCAAACGCCUUGAAUCGCUUAAUUCAGGUGGAAAAAGUUUUGACCAGCAAAUGGAAGAUAUACACGUUGAUGCAGAUAAAGUUGCUCGUGACGCUGUUCACAAAAAACGUAUACCGAAAUUAUCAAAAGAUUCAGCCACAACUUGUUCUACUACAGAUAACGUAAACGAAAACAAGGAAAUAAUUGAUAUAUUAGAUGACAACUCCCAAGAUAAUGUGGAUUCAUUUUCUUCCUCAAGGACGAUCACUGGAGAGAAGGAAAAGAGAGUUAAGGUGUCAAAAUGGUCCGCUCCUGUUCAGUCUGUUAGCAACCAUGCUGCCCAAUCUCAAACACAGCCCCAGAGACAACGAUUUGGCGCCGGUAAUAGACCUCCAUUCAACAACAGAAUGGCCAUUCCAAGUCCGUGGCAAAAUCCAAAUAGUGUUUUCAAUGGUAAUCCUCAACCUCGGCGACCAAGUACAGUUCCAGCUCCACCACAGCCUCCAACAUUCGUCAUUCCAAAACCAUGCAAUUCAAUUGACAAUCCUCAAGAGGAUGUAGUGCGCUCAAUAACAAUCGAUGGUCGUACUAAAGAAAUUCGUUUUUAUGGUAAUGUUGCAAUUGUGUUUAUGGAUUGGGACCAACCAAGAGAAAUUGGAUUCCAGCCAGGUACAAGAAGUAUUACCAUUGAUAAUAAAGAACCAAUCGUACUGAAUUUCAAUGACGAUUACAAAGAAGUGACGAUUGACGGAGAACCCCAUCGUAUGCGUUUUGCCUUUCCGUCUCGGGAGCUUUAUAUUGAUGAGCAUUGGUAUGAAGUUUACUUUGGUGGCCCAGCAAUGCGAAUACCACUUAAUAAUAAAAUUCACUUACUACAAGCUGAAGGUCCACCUCCUCAAGUACACAUUGGUAUACUGAGAAGAGACUUGGUGGUAGGUAAGAUCAACAUGAUAGUUGAUGCUAGGAAUAUUAUUCCCGUUUUCCUAGACGCUAACCCGCAAACAUUCACUAUCGAUGGACAUCAGCAUGUUAUUGAAUUUGCUGACAAUUUAAAGACUGUUAUUAUAAACGGUGAAAUCCUUAAUGUAGAAUAUGGGGGUUUACCUAAGAGUUUGAUGCUGGCAGGCCGGAAAUAUUUUGUACGGUUUGGCACUUUGCCCUCAGGAAUAGUGGCUGGCCAACACAUAAUCAAAGAUAUGAAGUAUCUCAACAUGCAACCACCCUCGGAGUUAGAAAAUAUCCCUGCCCCACCUAUCGCAAGCAUUGCAGAUACUGAAACUGAAAUCAAUUCAAUACCAAAUCCAGGUACAAUGGUAGUGAAAGAACCGCCUAUUCUACCAACGGCGAUUGCCUCACCACCCCUUUCCACCCAAUCGGUUUCAAUUCCUGGAAUAACUCCAAUGCUCCCAAAUGUCAACAUUGACGAACUUUUCCAAAAGCUCAUAUCAACUGGAAUUAUUAAUACUGUUUCGAAUCCCAGUGGUGCUCCCGAUAAUAAAGAUGUCAAGGAGGAAGAAACCAAACCUGUUAAAGAGUUCGAACCCAUAAAGCCAAUUAAUCUGAACGUCCCUGAGACUAUUAAAACACGUCAAGGAGCUAUCAUUAAUGCUCUUUUUUGUGGUAUGCAAUGCAGUAGUUGCGGUGUACGUUUUCCUCCCGAGCAGACUAUAAAAUAUAGCCAGCACUUGGAUUGGCACUUCCGGCAAAACCGUAGGGAGCGAGAUUCGACAAGAAAAGCUCAUUCAAGGAAAUGGUACUAUGAAGUCUCUGACUGGUUGCAGUAUGAAGAAAUCGAGGAUUUGGAAGAUCGUGAAAAGAAUUUCUUUGAAUCACAACAAAUAGAUCUAGAAAAUAUUGAUGAGAAUUCUAAUCAACGCACCGCUAACUCUCCGAUCCCAAGUUGUCCUGCUGAACCAGGUGAUGUUGAUCGUGCAUGCGAUAUGUGUCAAGAGAAAUUUGAACAAUUUUAUAACGAAGAUCAGGAAGAAUGGCAUUUGCGAGCAGCUAUAAGAGUCGAGGAUAAAAUUUAUCAUCCUCUUUGCUACGAAGAUUAUAAGGCCUCACUUAACCCACCCGCCCCUGAGAUUGAGGACAAAAUUGAGGAUCAGAAUAUAACCGCGAUCACAAUUGAUGAUGACAAUGCAGUGGAUGUGGCAAUUGUUAAAAAAGAAAAUCUCGAUGGUACAGAGGCCGAGACACAAGUAAUCCCAGAUGAGGACGACGAUGAUGACGAUGUGAUUGUUGUUCCAGCUGAAGAGCCAUCCAUUACGGAAAUUGAUGAUGAUGAAGAAUAUGUUCCAAUAAAUAUGAGCAGAGAAGAAAUGGGCGGCGUUGCUGAUAUAGAAACAUCUUCUACUGCAGUCAAUGAAACAAUGGAAUCAGAUGUGGAAAUUCAAGAACCAAAUAUUCCUUUUACGGAUCUAGAUACUUAUAUAGAAAAACCUUCCUUGGCCGACAAUAACUCACAAUCAUCAAUGUUCAACGUAAAAAUUAAAGAAGAGCCUAAAGAUGAAGAUGAGGAUGAUGGCUUUGAGGAUGUUGGUAUUGUUCUGAUGCCAGAGGAGGAAAUUUCUAUUCAGAGCAGUGAUGAAAAUACAGGAACACGAACAAUAUCGUCAACUGUGUCAACUCCAAUGCCGUCCCCGAUUAUUGCUGAUGCUCUUCCUGAAACAUCUCAACCACCUUCAGAAGAUGCACCUGCUGCAACUGCAACUGCGACAUUGAUGGAGAUACCAGAAGCUGGAGAUUCAUUGGAAGAAAAUUUAGAAUCACACGAUAAUCCCCUAUGCUCGACUUCAGCUUUACUGGGCGUGAAUAAAAUUAAGAUUAAUAUGACAAAAAAUAUUGUAACCAGUAAUAAUAGUACUUCAAUUUCUACAACAAAACCGAUUAGUCUUAAUCAAAACCCUAACCCUACCACAUCUAGUGGUAACGUUAGCAAUAUAUCAACUAUUCCAGUUCUUUGCAGUGGUCCUUUAUCUAUUAACACUAUUCCUGCUUUGCCCCUUGAAUCCUCCGCUGUAAGUGGAGAAGAGAGUUCUUUGUUUUCUGGUCAUUCAGCAUUUUCUGCAGCUUCUUCAUUUUGCACACCCAUUUCAUCAUCAGCUUCAAGUGAAACUUCUAGCAAUGUAAUACAAGUUAUCACUUCACAUACAACUUUAGGACCAACCAAUGUAGAUUCAUUUUCAAAUUGUAUAAAAGUUAUUGGUUCCAGUUCGGCUGGCGGCGGAGCAAUUAACGCUCUCUCAACAGUUAGAGACAGUACCACUCCUCCUCUAGCGACUGUUUCGAAACCAGUUGAAGUUGAAGAGGUCGAGCCAACAUUUACCUUUAAACCAGAAUUGCAAAAUGUUAAACUGAAAAAAGUCAAGAAAAUUGACUGUGGCGUUGAAGCAUCUGGCUUAUGUUCAAUAAUGUAAUGCAACGUUUUUUUUUUUAAUAUUAUUUAAAUCUAAAUAUUGUAAAUAUAUUAAAUCGUUAAUUUUUAUAUAGAAUUUUUUUAAAUUAUAAAAAUGUAUAUACAUCCCAUUAAUCCUAAGCACAUUAUGUGCACAAUUAUGUUUUACGUCAACAUUAAUUUACUAUUUUAUUAUAUUUUUGAGUUCGAAUCGCAACCGCAUUAUUUAUAAGCUCUAUACUAAUUUUAUUUCUAGAUUUGUUAUCGAUGAGAUAAAAUAAACACAUAAUUCAUUAAAAACGGAAAAAAUGUAAUAAAAAGUAAUGUUUUUAGAAAAAAAUGUGAUAAAUUUUCUAUGCAAAACUAUCGAUAAGUUAAUGAAAAACAUUUAAAAAAAAAAUUAGAACAUGAAUAAAAAAUUUAAGAAAACAACUGA